UGCCAGCCGCCUUGGAAUACCACUAUGCAGCAAAACACGUGUUUUCCUGCAGCUGUCGCCCGCUAAAGGGGGCAUCAGUCUGGUCUGCCUUUUCAGUCUCAUUAUAUUCUGGAAGGUGCUAAUAUUGGAGGGCCAGUAUGAAUGCGUCUGAUGUUUGCAAUCUACCCCACCACACGCUGAAAGAUAUGGGGAAUCGGGCGUACGCAGAAGGGCGGUACCAAGAGGCAGUGAUGUAUUACACAUGCGCCAUUAAGAAGCAACAAAACAUAUCAUCUUAUUACUCCAACCGGGCACUAUGUUAUGUGCAAAUUCAAGAAUAUUCCAAGGCUUUGUCGGAUUGCAGACGAUCCAUCGAAUUGGACAGUAGCAACCUGAAGGCCUACUUUUUCGCUGGCCAAGCCCACCUUGGUCUCUGCCAGUGGGAUGAAGCCUUAAACAAGUUGAUGCAUGCGCACAACUUGGCUCAGGAACAACAUCGAAAUUUUGGGGACGAUAUCACAGUGGUGAUUCGGCAGGCCAAACGUAAGCGUUUCGAAGCUUUAGAUGAAAAGCGAAAACAAGAAGAAGUCGCCCUUCAGGCCUAUCUAAAUGAACUCAUUCUAAGGGAUGCCGAAUAUCAAAAGAACGCUAUCCUCACUGCUCAUGGACAUUCAGUUUCCCCAACGACCAAGCCACUUCCGACUGAAGCGGUCCCAAUACCCGUUGACCCUUGUGGUUCUCCUGAUACUGCUCCAGAGGACCAUGUACAAAGCGCUCCUCCUCUUCAACUCAUCGAAAAGGGUGAAUCUUCCAAUUUCGCCACAUAUGAUCCUUCCUGUCUCGAUGGCGCACAUGCAGUCGGAACAGAAGCUAUUGUUGUCCACUCGUCGGACAUGUCUCCACAAGUGCAGGCUCGUUUGGCACAAAUCGACCAAGUAGCACAAAAGCGUAUGGUCGAGUUGAACGAACUGUUUGCUCAGGUGCUGUUUUACUAUGUGUGUGUGUGUGUAGUCCAUACGCUCCAUAUUUUUCGCCUUCAG
Opisthorchis viverrini is the source of this 1019-nucleotide messenger RNA. RefSeq lists its product as hypothetical. Lineage: Eukaryota; Metazoa; Platyhelminthes; Trematoda; Opisthorchiida; Opisthorchiidae. Gene Ontology annotation, molecular function: ubiquitin protein ligase activity; protein-folding chaperone binding. The annotation marks the transcript as partial. The transcript has 3 exons. The record is from RefSeq and is a predicted model, not a curated record. Gene Ontology annotation, biological process: cellular response to misfolded protein; positive regulation of proteolysis; proteasome-mediated ubiquitin-dependent protein catabolic process. Gene Ontology annotation, cellular component: cytoplasm; Z disc.